GACACUCUUCUCUUUCUUCUGAAUCCGAGGAGCAGAGAAGCUGUAAAACCCUAGUAGUAGAAUAAUGGUGAAGCUAACAGCUGAUUUGAUCUGGAACAGUCCUCACUUCUUCAAUGCCAUCAAGGAGCGAGAGUUGGAGCUACGAGGUAACAAGAUUCCUGUAAUCGAGAACUUGGGUGCUACUGAGGACCAGUUCGAUACGAUAGAUCUGUCUGAUAAUGAGAUAGUUAAGCUAGAAAACUUUCCACUUCUCAACCGUUUAGGGACUUUGAUUGUAAAUAACAAUCGGAUCACUCGGAUAAACCCUAAUAUUGGAGAGUUUUUACCGAAGCUGCACACUUUGGUUCUUACGAAUAACAGGCUUGUGAAUUUGGUUGAGAUUGAUCCACUUGCCUCUAUUCCGAAGCUUCAGUACCUUAGUUUAUUGGAUAAUAAUAUCACCAAAAAGCCGAAUUAUCGACUUUAUGUGAUUCACAAGCUUAAAUCACUUCGAGUGCUGGAUUUCAUUAAAGUUAAAGCCAAGGAGAGAGCUGAAGCUGCGGCUUUGUUUUCAUCUAAGGAAGCAGAAGAAGAGGUUAAGAAAGUAUCUCAGGAGGUGGUUCAAAAAGUGUCAGAUACUACUGAAGAAUCAGAGACUCCAAAAGUCGUGGCCCCGACACCGGAGCAAAUUUUAGCAAUCAAGGCUGCCAUUAUCAACUCCCAGACGAUAGAAGAAAUUGCAAGACUCGAACAGGCUUUGAAGUUUGGCCAGGUUCCUGCAGGCCUUAUAGUUCCUGAAUCUGCAUCUGGUGUUAAUGACGGUUCUGGUCCUAUGGAGGAAUAGAAAAGUGUGGCAUGUUAGCUGCUCUGCUCUGCUCAAAUGCUUACAGCAGUUAUUGUCUGACAAGCUUCACGGUCCGGUAAGGUUUAUGUCACUUAAGAAAUUGUAAACUACUUCUGCUCAAGAGCAUCUAUUUUGAACCCUUGAAAAGAGUGACUAAGAGGAUUGUAAUCUUUAUCCUGCAUUUGCAGAGUGGGAGAGAAAGGCUGCACACAGAAUUUGCCAAUACUCUUUUUUGAAUUUUAGUUUCUUUCUGUUUUUCCUUGCGUCUCGUUGGUCAAUGUAUUCAUGUACUAAGAAACUUUACUAGAUGAGAAACUUGUGGAAGUGAGUUUUCUUGUAGUUACAAGCCGAAAAUCAACAACAUUCAACAAUCUAGAUGUCUUGCCAUCUAAUCGAUCUCUUAUUCAAGAACCCUUUCACUUCAACUUCAAAUAAACAUCGAACAAAUAAGGCAAAAAAAAGAAAAACAAUUGAUCACAUCUUCCUCUUAGUUGCAUGCCUCCAUAGCAAUACCAAGACGAGAAUUAGGAACAUCAAACAAAAUCCUCAGAUUCUGCUGCUGCAGAUUCGCGAUCACGUUCAAAACAGCGUUCGCGUUAUUCAACGGUAUCCCCGCCAUCGACAAACACGCCAGCGUUCCCGCGCUGCUAUGAAUAAGCGUAUUCUCCACGGGCAGCUUCAAAUCGAGUGACGUCAUGUGCAACGUCACCUUUGGCGCCAAGUUAUCGUUAUCCGCGGCGAAACACGUGUCGAACGCUCCCAGCGUCGAGAACGGCCCUCUCACCUGUUUCCUAAACUCGUCUCUAACGGCCUCGUAAACCGGUUGAACGAACCGGGUGAUUACUGUACCGGAAUCGAUUAUCGUACCGGCUCCCGAGCUCGAGUCAAACGUCAGGUACUUGAAGUCAACGGGAACUAGUGUGGGACCGACGCUUAUACCGGUGAGAUUGACGUAGUAGAGUGAAGGACGGUGGGAGCUGCGUAGGAGUGGAGUGUAUCUGAUGGAUCUUGGUUGACCGGUGGGACCCAGCUUCAACGACCCGGAGAAGUAGAAGGACCUGAAGCUAGGGAGGCAGUAGGAAAACACUCCUGCAUAAAGCGACGUCGUUUGGGAGAUUAAUGACGUGGGCCCGCGUCCUAGGCCCAUUAGUCCUUGCGGUGGGAGGGAGUUUCCUGAGGCUGAGUUGAUGCAUCCGAAGGUGAAGUUUGAGAUGACGUCAGAGGCUAACGUCAGCGUGUCUUGGACGAGUGAGGCGGAGAAGGAUGAAUCUCCACCGUAGGAUUGGUUGAAGGAGCAGAUGGAAGGUGGUGAGGGUGAGGAGGAUGGGCACGUGAGGCCACGUGCUUGCGUGCAUUGUGAGGUGGAGCAAGAGAGGGUUGAGUAAGUGGAUGAGGAGUUGGGGUUAAAGUAAGAGGCGGUGGAGCAACCCGAGCAUCCGGAGCAAGGGAGCCAAACGGCGUCGUUGCUGGUGUCUAGGACCAUGAACAUGAGCUGAGGAGGAGUGCCGAGUCUGGCUCUGACGACGUAGUUGCCGGUGUGGAGGAGCUGGUUGGCGGAGGCGACGGGGACGGAGGUUCGGUUGGGUUUGUCGGCGACGAGGCUUGAGAGGUAGGUGAGGCGGUGAGAGUCUGCGGAGGCCAUGUGGAGGACGGUGUCCAUGACGGAGGUGGAGGUUGGAUUUGCUGCGAAUGGUGAGCAUCUGGCGUUGAUGGGGAUGAUUGAGAGAUCUUCGGAGCCGUCGGGAGCGGCGGUCGCACAUGUGUCACGUGUGGCGGUGGUUAGCGUGGACGGCAAGAGAAGGGCUAAUAAGAAGAAGAAAUGGAGAGUUGAGGAGGCCAUGGUUUUGAGAUAAUGUGGUGUUGUGGAUAUAAGAUAAUGUUCUUUGAAUAGGAUGUUGUAUUUAUAUAUGGCUAAAGUGAUAUCUCAAAGUACGAAAAUAUCCUCAACGUCGAG
Molecule: messenger RNA, 2777 nt
Organism: Eruca vesicaria subsp. sativa (arugula)
Lineage: Eukaryota; Viridiplantae; Streptophyta; Magnoliopsida; Brassicales; Brassicaceae
Source: the annotation of a GenBank genome assembly